AGGAGGCCUUUGUGUACAGAAGCCCAGACGAGGACGACUACCACAGGUCUGGGACCCCGGACUCCGAGGCCCCUGAUGGACCCUACAGCAGCGAGGAGAGCAGCUCGGCUCUUCCCACCAGCGGGGACAGAGAUCUGGGUCCUCACAGCCACCCGGACUCCAACAGAGACACCAAGAGUCCCGGCGGGGGCCCCACAGCUCAGAUCAGCAGCGGUCAGAGCAACGGGGGUCCCGGGUCCAAACCCAAGAGGAAACGCUCGGGUUCUGACUCCAAGUCGGGCAAGCCCCGCAGAGCUCGGACUGCCUUCACCUACGAACAGCUGGUGGCGCUGGAGAACAAGUUCAAGUCCACGCGGUACCUGUCCGUGUGCGAGCGCCUCAACCUGGCCCUGUCCCUGUCCCUGACCGAGACCCAGGUCAAGAUCUGGUUCCAGAACCGCCGGACCAAGUGGAAGAAGCAGAACCCCGGGGCCGACACUUCGGCCCCCACUGGAGCGGGAGGAGCGGGAGGAGGCGGCGGGGCAGGGGGGGGAUCAGGAGGGGGCCUGGGGGGUCUAAGCCCCCUCAGCCCGUCCCCCCCGGUCAGCGGGCACCUGGCCAUGCACGCUGGCUAUGGGGGCCACCACCACCCCCCCACGGGGAGCCUGGUCCAGCUGCCGUUCCUGACGGCCAGCCACGUCCUGUCUCCGUUCAUGCUGGGGACACAGAGCUACGCUGCCCCCGCCUUCUACAGCACACAUCUGUAGACCCGCCCCCUUAGAACCACGAGGACCUGGGUCCUCCACAGACUGACAGACAGUAUGGAGUCCACCCCACCACCAGUUUGGAGCCGGGUGUUGGAGUCUGUUCAAACACUGAAUGUUUCUUUUUGAUGCUAAGAAGUUGUUGUAUCCGUCAGCUGUGAUCCGUUCUAUUAGUUCUUCUCCUCUCCUCACAUCAACACAAAAAUGUUGACCUUAAACAGAGGAAAACCCGGGAAAUGGUUCUGGUUCAUGUCAAAGCCGUCAGGUGAGCAGGAAGGCCUGAUUGGACCAUCCAGACCAGCUCUGAUUGGACGUUUCCUCAGUCCGUCUGUGAGCUGGCACAGGUUGAAAGCUUCAUGUUCUUCUCACUGACAGACUGGUUUAUAAAGUAUCUUUACAAAGUGACGGAGAAACAGGAUGUCCCAGCAGGAAACAAGGUUUAAAACUUCUAAAAGUGGGUUUAGAUCUAAAACAUGACGAAAAAAUACAUUUUAUAAAAGCAGGUUCACAAACAGAGAGGUGAAAGAAACAGUUAUAAAGAUUUAGUUAAGCUUUUCUGUCUUGUUAAAUCAAACGUUAUAUUUAGUUUCCUUGUGUUGGUCCCAUGGAGAGAGGAAAGACAUGUCCUAGUUUCAGUGUUUGGACUUUAAAGAUGACAGAAACAUGUAAAACAUGUAACUUUCCAAAUAAGACCCCCAAAAUUUGACAACUUCCUGAUCCAAUGUUGGUUCAAAGAGCACUAAACGUGAAAAAGAAAACAGGUAAAACAGGUUUAACAGUACUGGUACAGAGUUUAUGAGAAAAUGAGACUUAAAAUGAAACCUUAAAUAUGACGUAUGUCCAAAACAAUCUCCAGACAGAAGUCCUCAAAGCUUACGGUCAGAGGAACGGCUCAGAUAUAUUCCUUCAGUAAGUUUCAGGAAGCUCACAUUGUUUUGAUAAAACCAGGUUUCUAUGACAUGUCACCAAAGUGUUUGAGACCCUCCAUGGUUCGUCUCCGGUUUUUGAUAAAGGAACACCACAGAAAACAUGUUACUUCACCCAGAACCAAGAAACUGAGGCACCUAGCUGUAGCCGGGGGAGUUCUCUGGUCAGACCUUGGACCCUGAGGCUCAGCUAGGCGAAGUCUAAAUUAUCUGCAAGGAUUGGCCUUAGUGUGAACCAGAUGGCAGAGCUCUGACUCAGUCCUGACUUUAGGUGCAAGAACCUCACCUCACUUCAUCGCCAACACUGGAGCAGGAACCUAAAGGUCAGGUCGAGUGAUACCAACUCACCUCUGGAACCAAAGUCCAGGACAGAGGUUAGACUCUUUACGAGGUGUCAGGUGGGUGUGGGGGUCCUCCCAAGCCCCAUCUGUUGGACUUCCUCCAGUUAAACAAGUUUCUUCUCUGUGGCUUCACGCUUCAGGAGGGAAAGUUCUGACUGUUGUUUGGGAUUCUGCAUCGUUAAGAUUGCCUGGCCUUCUUGGAAUCUUUGGAUGAUACUGGAAGGAGUUGUUCUCCUGGGAGAGUGGGUCUUUAGACCUCUGUGCUUCAUAUGGGCUGUCCUUAACAACCAUCAUGUUAGAGCAGAAGGUGGUCCAUAAGUCUAUGUAAUCUACAUGGUCCUAGGUGUCUACCUUAGGUCGAAGGAUGGAUUUUGGAAUAAUUUCAUCAGGCUUUAUGUUUUGGACACCGGGUAAAGAGAUGUCGACUGAUCACCUGUGGAGGUUCUGGUAAACUGUUGGACCAGUUGUAAAAAGGAAAGUGGGCCUUGUCCCAAGCUGUGUUUGGUUUGGGUACUGCUGACCCAGACUGGAGGAAUACUCUGAGUAUCUCCUUAGACCAGUCAUCAAGUCCACCUUUGAGUGGGGUAAAGUCUGAGGAUCAAGGUACGAUGAGUUCAUUACCAUAGCAUGAUUCCAGGAGUGGAGGAGAUUCAAGCCCCCAUCCUGACAGGAAAACACAACAACCCGUUCAACAUAAAGAAAUCUCCAGUAGAACCAGAAUCAGGAAUCAACAACCCAUUCCCAAUCCCAAGUCGUCACAUAUGGACACUUUUCCAAGGUUCCUUCUGCGUUCGAUUUUGACGCAUCGGGUAACACCAUCACGUCAGUUAUUGACGAGAUGGGGUGGAAUCUGUUGUCAUAUUUUCAGAAAGUGUAGAAAAUGCACAAAAACUACUGUC
Molecule: messenger RNA, 2909 nt
Organism: Austrofundulus limnaeus
Lineage: Eukaryota; Metazoa; Chordata; Actinopteri; Cyprinodontiformes; Rivulidae
Gene: nkx1-2b
Product: NK1 transcription factor related 2-like,b
Biological process (GO): cell differentiation; regulation of transcription by RNA polymerase II
Cellular component (GO): nucleus
Molecular function (GO): RNA polymerase II cis-regulatory region sequence-specific DNA binding; DNA-binding transcription factor activity, RNA polymerase II-specific
Source: RefSeq, a predicted model, not a curated record